AACAGUUAAAUUAAGACAUGUUGACGAAUUUAUACGUUUCUUACGGACACACAAGCACUUCUGUGCAGCAAUGACAAUAUGAGACGAAUCAAACAUUGCUCACUAAACAAUAAACUCCACUUGAAACAAGUACACAUCAUUCAAAAUUACGUUGAUACUUCCUGUUUAAAAACAAACGUUAAAAGUCCCUUAAAUACAACCAUGAAAAUUAUCAUUCAUAGACACUUUUUUACUUUUACAGAUUUUUAUUUUUUUUAUAGAUUUUGUACUUUUACAAAAUGUGAUGGAUGCUUACAAAUAAUUAUUUUUGGUUUCCCUCUUUAAACGUUAGUUACAAACGCCAGAAAUAAAGGACUUUUAUUUUGAAAAUAUUGAACAGUAAGCGGAAGUAUAUUCUAUUUGACAAGCUGUAAGUUACAUUUGUGAGGAGUUACUGUACAAUCUAUGUGUAAUGAAACAAAGGUAGUAGCGCUUAUUGUCACCACCGGUGACUGUCGGUUAUUUUACCAUAGUGUGUUUAACAGCUAGUUAAAGAACUAGUUGAAUUAGUUUAAAAGUACAUUUUACCAUGGGCUCAGAAGAUGUACUCAAGAGUGCUUCAACCCUGGCAUCAUAUACUGUUCUGCUUCAGGUGAUGUUUCGGGUUUUGACGUUUCUCCUGAAUGCAUUUACUUUGCGGUUUGUAUCUAAGGAGCUGAUAGGUGUAGUAAAUGUGAGGUUGUUGUUACUCUAUUCUACAUUAGUAUUUCUAUCCAGAGAGGCGUUUCGGAGGGCGUGUUUAAGCGGCGAAGGGGCGGGGCGUAACUGGAGACAGGUGAUCAACCUGUUAUGGCUAACUUUUCCUUUAGGUUGUGUGUGGGGUGUGUUGUUGGUCUGUGUAUGGUGGUGGAUGCUUCAGGCACCUGAUCCGGAGUCAAUCCCGCAUUAUUUUCCCGCUGUUGGAUUGUUUUGCCUAGCUGCCCUAACAGAGCUACUCGCUGAACCUCUCUGGGUCCUGGCACACGCGCACAUGUUUGUUCGAUUGAAGGUUAUUGCAGAAAGCUUAGCCAUGAUCGCUAAAUGUCUUGUUACAGUAGUGAUGGUUGUCUCAGCACCUCAGUGGGGUCUUUAUAUCUUCUCUGCAGCCCAGUGUGUCUAUGCAGGAAUUUUGCUUCUUUGUUACGUGCUAUACUUUGUCCAUUUUCUCGGCUCAGAAGAAGCAGAGGAAAAAAAUUUCCCUUUUCACCGCAUCACAGACCUGCUGCCAUCGAGGGUGGACCGUGAGCCACUUCUUAACUGGAAUUUGACCACCCUAACCUGGAGCUUUUUCAAACAAUCUUUCCUCAAACAGAUACUUACAGAAGGUGAGCGUUAUGUAAUGACCUUUCUGAAUGUGCUUAACUUUGGAGACCAGGGGGUUUACGAUAUAAUAAACAAUCUGGGUUCAAUGGUGGCACGUUUUCUUUUCCUGCCCAUCGAGGAGAGUUUCUAUGUUUUCUUCGCUAAAGUGCUGGAGCGUGGCCAAGGUGUACGCAAUCAGAAACAAGAGGAUGUUUCCAUAGCAGCCGAGGUACUGGAGUGUCUUUUGAAGCUGGUGCUUUUGAUCGGUCUGAUCAUCACAGUGUUUGGUUAUGCAUAUUCUCAUCUAGCACUUGACAUCUACGGUGGAGAGCUUUUAAGCAGUGGAACAGGGCCAACUCUCCUACAGUGUUAUAGCUGCUAUGUUUUGCUGUUAGCCAUUAACGGAGUAACCGAGUGUUUCGUUUUUGCCGCCAUGAGCAAAGAAGAAGUUGACAGAUAUAAUGUCUUGAUGCUGGGCCUGUCAGCCUCCUUCCUGCUACUUUCUUAUUGGCUAACCUGGAUGUUGGGGGGUGUUGGCUUCAUUUGGGCAAAUUGCUGUAACAUGGCUUUACGAAUCACUCACAGUAUUAUUUAUAUACAUCGGUAUUUUCUGCAAAGUGAAUACACACCCUUAUGGGGGCUCCGCCCACAUUCUGCUGUCAUGGCUGUGCUUGGAAUAAGCGCGAGCAUCACAACCUAUCAGAGAAUGUUCUGCUGUGAUGGUGGUUGGGUACUAAGACUGGCACAUGUUGCCGUCGGGGCAGUUUGUCUCCUGGGUGUGGUCACCACAGUGUUUCUAACAGAAACGAGACUGGUGCAGUUCAUCAAAACCCAAUUAUUACCCAAAUACACCAAGAAAAGUACAUGAGCUGUUUUGAUUUGGAUAAUAGCAUAUGAAUACAAGCACUAAGAGGAAGUUACAACAUCUCAUGGACACUAACAUCUGAUGGAUCACAUAUUGCCUUGUUGAACACAGGCAUAUUUAUUCAAGACUGCAUAAAAAUUCAAGCAAACAGUUUGUUUUAAUGAGCAAUUUGUAAUCAUUCCAAUAUGAAAGGAGAUCCGGGAUUUAUUUUCUUCUUGGGACAUUAAAGUUUACUACAGUACCCUAUGUUUUUUACCAAAUCUAGCAAUGCUGGAUCUUACAUAUUGUAGCAGGGAAUUUAUGUAAUUUAUAUAAAAUAUAUUUCAACGGUGCUGGUUACCAUUGUCUUUGAAAACAUUUAAAGGGACACUCCGCUUUUUAAAAAAUAUAUACUCAUUUUCCAGCUCCCCUAGAGUUAAACUUUAGAUUUUUACCAUAUUGGAAUCCGUUCCGCUGAUCUCCGCGUCUGGCGCUACCACUUUUAGCAUAGCUUAGCAUAAUUCAUUGAAUCUGAUUAGACCAUUAGCAUCGCACUAAAAAAUAACCAAAGAGUUUCGACAUUUUUCAUAUUUAAAACUUGACUCUUCUGUAGUUGCAUCGUGUACCAAGACCGAUGGAAAAUUAAAAGUUGCGAUUUUCUAGGCAGAUAUGGCUAGGAACUAUACUCUCAUUUUGGCGUAAUAAUCAAUGACUUUGCUAAUGUAACAUGGCUGCAGCAGGCGUAGUAAUAUUACGCACUGCCUGAAAAUAGUCCCCUGCCAUUGAAAAUUACUAAGGGUACUAUUUUCGGCUGCUGCGUAAUAUCACUGCGCCUCCUAUACCCAUGUUACAGCAGCAAAAUCCUUGAUUAUUACGCCAGAAUGAGAAUAUAGUUCCUAGCAACAAUUAAUUUUCUGUCAGUCUUAGUACACAAUGUAACUACAGAGGACGGAGUCGAGUUUUAAAUAGGGAAAAUAUCGAAACUCUGGUUAUUUUUAGCGCGAUGCUAAUGGUCUAAUCAGAUUCAAUGCAUUAUGCUAAGCUAUGCUAAAAGUGGUAGCGCCAGACCCGGAGAUCAGCUGAAUGGAUUCCAAAAAGGUACAAAUCAAAUGUUUAACUCUAGGGGAGCUGGAAAAUGAACAUAUUUUCAAAAAAGUGGAGUGUCCAUUUAAGACAAGACUGUAAAAUAUUAUAUAGUACUGUAAUACCUGGGUGCAAAUAAAAAGUUUUUGUCUAAGUGUACUUUUUUAUUUUAAGUUAAACACAUUUAUAAACAUGUA
Molecule: messenger RNA, 3444 nt
Organism: Misgurnus anguillicaudatus (oriental weatherfish)
Lineage: Eukaryota; Metazoa; Chordata; Actinopteri; Cypriniformes; Cobitidae
Source: RefSeq, a predicted model, not a curated record